Aspergillus ibericus CBS 121593 is the source of this 501-nucleotide messenger RNA. Its product is annotated as V-type proton ATPase proteolipid subunit. Gene Ontology annotation, cellular component: proton-transporting V-type ATPase, V0 domain. Gene Ontology annotation, biological process: proton transmembrane transport. Bases 1 to 501 code for a protein of 166 amino acids. The record is from RefSeq and is a predicted model, not a curated record. The transcript is spliced from 5 exons. Gene Ontology annotation, molecular function: proton-transporting ATPase activity, rotational mechanism. NCBI's taxonomy places the organism in Eukaryota, Fungi, Ascomycota, Eurotiomycetes, Eurotiales, Aspergillaceae.
AUGGCAUCGGAAUUCUGGUCAGGACCUCCGAAAUUUCCACUCUUCGGAGUCCUCGGAUGUACGAGUGCCAUUGUUUUCACGAGCGUCGGGGCAGCCUACGGAACUGCCAAGGCUGGGGUGGGCGUUUGUUCCUCCGGUGUCUUGCGGCCGGACUUGAUCGUCAAAAACAUUGUGCCCAUCGUUAUGGCCGGAAUCCUUGGCAUCUACGGCCUAGUGGUUUCGGUGCUGAUUGCCAACAACCUCGCACAGGAGAUCACUCUGUACACGAGUCUGCUUCAGCUGGGCGCCGGCCUGGCGGUUGGGCUCUGUGGGCUGGCUGCUGGAUUUACAAUUGGGAUUGUCGGUGAUGCAGGGGUGAGAGGGACCGCGCAGCAGUCGAGACUCUAUGUGGGCAUGAUCCUUAUCCUAAUCUUUGCUGAGGUCUUGGGAUUGUACGGCCUGAUUGUCGCACUUCUUAUGAACUCCAGGGCCAGCGUUAUUGACUUCCAGUGCAGUAGCUGA